Racocetra fulgida is the source of this 1740-nucleotide messenger RNA. The record is from the annotation of a GenBank genome assembly. Lineage: Eukaryota; Fungi; Glomeromycota; Glomeromycetes; Diversisporales; Gigasporaceae.
AUGCAAAAAGAAAAACUUGGUCAAGAUAUUUUUCUUAUUGGUCCUCCAGGCCCAUUAAGAAGAAGUCUCGUUCUUAGAUAUGCUCAACUUACAGGCAGAGAAAUUGAAUACGUAGCAUUGUCUAAAGAUUGCACGGAUUCCGAUCUUAAACAACGUCGAGAGAUUUCUGGUGGAACCGCUUAUUAUGCAUGCGUACGUGCUGCUAUACAUGGGCGAAUUUUAAUAUUAGAUGGUAUUGAAAAGGCAGAAAGAAAUGUACUUCCAAUUUUAAAUAAUUUAUUGGAAAAUAGAGAAAUGUUACUUGAAGAUGGUAGAUUUUUAGUACAUUCAAAGCGUUACGCCUCUCUUAUCGAAUCAAAUUCAAAAGUCAGUAUGGAUGGUUUAAAAUUAGUUAAGGUAUCUGAACGCUUUAUUGUGAUGGCAUUGGGUUUGCCAGUUCCUCCAUAUAUUGGUCAUCCUUUAGAUCCUCCGCUUAGGUCUCGUUUUCAAUGUAGAGACGUUAAGCAACCUGAAUUUGAUUCUCAAAUAAAACAUUUACGUAAAUUAGCUCCAAAUGCUACUUCAGAAAUAGUGAAACGAUUAGUAUCUGUAGCAAAUGUUCUUGGAAAUAUGCAGUAUGACAAUAACGGUGGAAUCUCUAUUCCUGAAUUUCCAGUUUCAGUUGAUACGAGUGUAUUAGUGUUGCAAAAAUUUCCGGAUAUUAGACCGCGUUUUUUAAUCGAUUUGUUAUACCCAUGGCCAUUAUUUCACAGUAAUACUGAACAAAACAAUGUCAUCGAAGCAACUUAUCACCGCUUUGGAAUGCUUGGAUUGGAUUUUGAAAAAACUUCUGCAAAUGACAUUAAACAAGACGAAACUAUUUUUCAAUGUAUGCCAGGAUACAAUAUUAAAAAUAUCCAACCAUCAAACGAUAUAGAAAAAACUGUUGGCAAUGAACUUCCUAUAUAUAAGUUUGAGCUGGAUUUCCAGCACAUGGACUAUAAUAAAAUUCACCAUAUUAACGUUUUUGGCGGCUCCGAUGAACUCUUGGCUGAUUUCUUCGUAGAGACAAAAUAUCACCAAAAUAUUUUUAAUGCAAUGUUGAUUGCACAUUCAGUUGGUGAUUUUUGUCUUAUUGGUGAAAAAGGAGUUGGAAAGAGUGCAUUGAUGAGACAUUUCGCUGCAAAGCUUGGCUACAACAUUGAAUAUAUUCCCUUAUAUAAAGAUAUGUCUUCCCGUGAUCUCCUCCAGCGUCGUAGUACUACUUUCGCUGGUGAUACUGUAUGGGAAAAUUCACCUUUGGUGCGGGCCUCGAUUUCUGGACAUCUUGCUGUUCUAGAUGGAAUUGACACACUUUCUGGAGGAACACUUAUGGUGUUGGAGAGGCUAGUUAAAGAACGUGAACUUUCUCUUCCUGAUGGAAAGCAGUUGAUUCAUCCUGCUAGAUAUGAAAGGCUGAUUCAUAAACAUGGAUUGACCCAUGAGUCGUUGGGAAAAAAAGGGAUAUUUGCAAUACAUCCAGCUUUUCGAAUUGUGGCCUUGGGUCGUCCUGGCUCUUGGCUCACUCCAGAAAUUGUUGCAAUGUUCCAAUUUAUUGUUAUUUUUCCAUUAGAUUAUUUGGAGGAGACCCAAAUUCUUGAAACAUUGUCUCCAGGAAUAGACACCAAAAAACUUUCACUCCUUUUGCACUUCGUCAAUCGCCUCCGUCAAGAUACUGGAGAAACAGUGAAAACUUUAUCCGAUGCACUUUCUACACGGUAA